AGCAGCGAUGGCGGAGCCCGUAGCAUCGGAUGCGGCAGCAGCGGCAGCAUCCCCGAGCCCAGGCCUCUCUCCCGCAGCCAGCCCGGGCUCAGAGCCUCCAUCUAUGGCUCUCUCUCCCACGGCGGACGGGUCCCAACGGCUGCUCUUCUCCCACGACCUGGUCUCCGGGCGGUAUCGCGGCUCAGUCCGGUUUGGCCUCGUACGGAUGAUCCACGGCGAGGAGGAUUUUAACUCAGAUUCGGACCUCGACGAUGGCGGAGGGAGACGCGGCGGUGGCGGCGGUGGAGGUGGAGGAGGCGGAGGAGGAGGACGAGCCCCGUGUGGUUCGGACACUGAGAGCGCCGUGGACACCCCGAGUCGGCCUCUCGGUAGGGGAUUUGUCCGCGUCCAGUGGUACCCUGAAGGAGGAAAGCAGGACAUCAGGGAGACAAAGCUGAAACUUGAAGAUCGAUCCAUUGUCAUCAGAGACAUUGUGCGACGGAACAAUUCGAACGACAACCAGUGUGGUAUUGUGACCAACAUUGACAUCGAGUGUGCAGUAAAACUAGUGGGAACAAACUGUGUUCUGUAUCCAGUUAACAGCAAAGACCUGCAGCACAUCUGGUCUUUUAUGUACGGAGACUACAUUGCCUAUGACUUCUGGCUGGGGAAAGUGUACGACCUGACUAAUCACAUCAUCCUCAAGCUCUCCAAUGGAGCCAGGUGCUCAAUGAGUGUGGAGGACGGUGCCAAGCUUUACGACGUCUGUCCACAUGUCAGUGAUUCGGGGCUGUUCUUCGACGAGGCUUAUGGCUUUUACCCGGGCCAGGUCCUGAUUGGUCCUGCCAAAGUCUUCUCUAAUGUACAGUGGCUGUCAGGAGUCAAACCUGUCCUCAGCAGGAAGUGCAAGUUCAGGGUGGUGGUAGAAGAGGUGAAGGUGGUUGAACUGAAGGUGACGUGGAUCACCAAGAGCUACUCCCCAAAAGGCUCCGACAGCGUCUAUCCACCUCCUUCCACCAUUGGACAGGACGAUCUCUGCAGGGUGAGACGUCUGGGCUACUACGACCACACUCAGAGGCAGCUGGGAGAGAGAGCCCUCUACGUCUUUCCUGCUAAGGGGGACGCCACGCGCAUCACCUGUGAAGGACCUGAGGGUGCACCUGUACUGCCAGAAGACCCUGUGGCCAGAAAGUUGAAAAGGAUGUUCAAGAAGGAUUCGGGGAAGAAGACGGAGAACACCGACACACAAGGUGAUCACAAAUCAGAGCAGACAGACUCGUCUCACUCCAACAACAACGGCCCCGUGGCGCCCAUCCAGAACCCCCAGGACUCCCAGAACACCAACGACACCUCGGCCGAACACGGGGAGCAGGACGCUGACGAUGAGGCUGCAGAAGACACUGACGACACCAGCUCUCUGACGUCAUCGGCGAGCUCCACAGCCUCCUCUCAGAGCGGCGGUCUGGGAACAAACCGGAAGAAGAGCAUCCCACUCUCCAUCCGCAACCUGAAGAGGAAGCACAAGAAGAAGAGGACCAAGUUCUCCCGCGAGUUCAAGCCUGGAGACCGGGUGGCAGUGGAAGUUGUAUCCACAAAGACCACGGCUGACGUGAUGUGGAAGGACGGGCGGGUGGACAAGGGAAUCCGAUCAAACGACCUCAUCCCCAUCCAGCACCUCGACAGCCACGAGUUUUGUCCCGGGGACUUUGUAGUAGACAAACGACCCCAAGCCCUCCAGGACCCAGGAGUGUAUGGUGUGAUCCAGUCUGGUGAUCACAAGGGCAGAACAUGUGUCGUCAAGUGGAUCAAACUAAACUCCACGAGUGACGACGUGGAGGUUAUCGGUUUGGAGGAGGAUGUCAGUGUGUACGACAUCGCAGAUCACCCAGAUUUCCACUUCCGCACCACAGACAUCGUCAUCAGAAUAUGGAACUCUGAGAACGGACAGAACGACUGCGAAAAUGAGACGUCAGUAGGCCAGGUGUCCAGGGUGGAUGUGAGCAGCAAAGUGGAGGUGGUGUGGGCGGACAAUUCUAUGACUAUCGUCCUGCCCCAGCACCUCUACAACGUGGAGUCUGAGAUUGAGGAGACGGACUACGACUCCGUGGAGGAGACCAGCAGCGUGCUGUCCACUGAGGAGUGGGAGGACGAGAGCGACAGCUGGGAGACGGAUAACGGCCUCACCACCGAGGACGACAGCCACGUCAACAAUGCGGAUGUCACCGACACGGCGACCCCAACCCCCACGCCCACAGGCUCCGCGACCUUCAUCAUCCCCCCACAGGAGGGCAGCAAAGCUGGGGUCACCAGCCCCACUAAAGGAGUCCCUGGAGAGGAGGGAGAAGCAUCUGUGGCUGUGGCGAGUCCUGUCACUGGAGGAGGAACCACUCCUGGAGGUGCAGUCAAUGGAGCGGAGAAGCCCUGUAAAGACGGUGCCUCCCGGGGCUUUAGGGAGUUGAAAGAGGCCUUGAAGAUCCUGGAGAGCCUGAAGAACAUGACCGUGGAGCAGCUGUGGACUGGCGGCUCUCCGACCUCUCCGACCUCCGCCGAACCAGCCUCCACCGCUAACGUAGCGAGCUCAGUGACGCCCACAGCCCCUGAGAAACCCACCAAGGAGAAACGCUUCCUAGAUGACAUCAAGAAGCUGCAGGAGAACCUGAGAAAGACGCUGGAUAACGUGGCCAUCGUGGAGGAGGAGAAGAUGGAGGCUGUGGUGGAGGCAGGGGGGAGUGCAGGAGCAGGGACAGAGGUGGAGAGAGCUGGAGAGGAAAAGCCCCAGCAGGAGCCCCAGACUCCAGUCGGUGGACAAGAGUGGCCCAGCGAGUUUCUCAGCGACACACCGGUACUGUGCCAGCAGAGUGGCGGCAAGCCUGGCGUCACUUUCACCAGUGCCAAGGGAGAGGUGUUCUCUGUGCUGGAGUGGGCACCAGACACUCACUCAUUCAAGAAAAUGGAGUUUCAGCCAGCAGAGGCAAAGAAGUUCUUCAGCACAGUGAGGAAGGAAAUGGCUCUGCUAGCAACGUCACUGCCAGACGGCAUCAUGGUCAAAACAUUUGAAGAUCGCAUGGACCUGCUCUCAGCUCUGAUCAAAGGGCCGACUCGCACGCCCUACGAGGACGGUCUGUUCCUGUUUGACAUCCAGCUGCCCAACAUCUACCCAGCUGUGCCGCCGCUGUUCCGCUACCUGUCGCAGUGCAGCGGCCGCCUCAAUCCCAACCUCUACGACAACGGCAAAGUCUGCGUCAGUCUGCUGGGCACCUGGAUUGGCAAGGGCACUGAGAGGUGGACCAGCAAGUCCAGUCUGCUGCAAGUCCUCAUCUCCAUACAAGGCCUUAUCCUUGUCAAUGAGCCUUACUAUAACGAGGCAGGUUUCGACAGUGACCGAGGCCUUCAGGAAGGAUACGAGAACAGCCGCUGUUACAAUGAGAUGGCCCUGAUCAAAAUGGUCCAGUCUAUGACGCAGCUUCUCCAGAACCCCGUGGAGGUCUUCAAACAGGAGAUCCAGGAGCACUUUGUCUCUAAUGGCUGGCGGCUUGUGCACCGCCUGGAGGCGUGGCUCGAGCUGAACGACGCUGCAGAGAGGGGCCAGACAGCGCACAUGUCCUGCAGGGCUUCACACUCGAAAGACCGACCUUCAUCAGUGGAGCCUCUGGACGAGCAGCUGCCUUUGGGAGCGGGCCCCGUGGCGGUAGCCCACAGCAGCCCCAGCAAGCCUGGGGAGGAGGGGGUCACAGGAGCAGGAGUUACCAGUAUUAUGGAGGAGGAGCUGGAGGAUUCAGGGCUUAGUCCCUCUACUACAGCGGCCUCUCAGCAGGAGCUGAGCCAGAACUCAGACUUUGACAGCAGCCAGGGCAACACCUCUCUGGGUGACAGGGCUGGAUCCACAAUCCCUGGCUCUGUGGUCCGCGGCAGCACUUCAGAAUCAGGUUCUGCCACGGUAGGCGGAGGAGGGCCGGGCUCCACAGGAAGCCAGCCAGCGGUGCGACCAAAGAAACGGAGAAAGAGCUACAGGAGUUUCCUCCCGGAGGGCAGCGGCUACCCAGACAUCGGCUUUCCGCUCUUCCCGCUCUCUAAGGGGUUUGUGAAGAGCGUCCGAGGUGUGCUGCUGCAGUACCGAGCCGCGCUGGCCGCCGCUAGCAUCCCUGAGCACACAGAGGACAAUGACCCUGCUGAUGAGUGUGAUGGAUAAAGAGUGGGUGGAGCUCACACACGCUCACCCAGUUACACAAACCUACGGGAGCUCCCUCCGUCACAUAGAAACCCUCAUCUUCACACGGACGCAGGUAAAAACACGGAGCUUUUACCAGAGGCAGUCAAAGUUUUCUUCUUGGCCUCAGCAGGGCUUUGACUUCAGUGGCAGUGGUGUGGAUGCAGAAACGGACUGAAUGAGAUGAAAAAUCAGUGCCAUGAACCCUCUUCCACCCCCCCACCCCACUUCGCCUCCAGCAAACUUCCACCACAUGGGUGGGGACUUGCUGGAUAACCACUCUGCCAUCUCAAUCAGCCUGAAAAAUGUUAAGCAGACUGGUGAUUGGCUGGAUUCCACUGAAAAAGUGCAAAUCCCAGCUCUCCUGGCUGCUGGGCUAACUGCGGCUGUCUGUAGCACUACUGAUAUUAUCGCUGUAACAUCCUGCACUACAACAAACGAAUGGACAAUCUGGUCCAGGAGAGGUGACGUAUAAAUACACUGACCAGGAGGAUUCUUUUUUUAAGUAGAAGUCACUGGUUGUACGCUUUCUGCCAAAAUUUCUCUCUAUUCACAAACACACAACGCACAUAAACGCACACAUAAAUAUUCAAGUAGAACUUACUGAAUGUCAGUAAAACUGCCAACCACGACAGCUUCACCACUUCGUCUACUAUACUCGCUGGUAUUUUCCUUCGCCAAUCACUCGCACUGAACCAUGCAGCGAACAUCGAGUGACAAAGUUUACAUACCAAUCACCUCUGGAGGGUCAGACUGCUGUAGCCGUUUGGUAGAGAAGCCAGCCAGGCACAGGAUGACAGAUUUAGGUGGCUGUAUGUGAAGGAGUUUGCGCUCUAGUCGAAGCUUAACACAGCUGCCGCCUCUACAUACAAAAGUUCCAUUCACUUUCUGUAGAAUUUAGAAAAGGCCAUCACUAAAAUGGAACUUGUGCUUCGGUGUUUCAGUGUGUUUAAGGUGUGUUACGCUCACAGAGGCUGAACUGUGUUUAAAAGUGGAGCUUUUACCCACAAUGCUCCGCUUUUCUGUGACGGAGGUGAACCCACAUCACUGCAAAUGACACAAUUUAAAGAAUAAAUGGAGAAAAAAAGCAUACAGCAUCCAUUCCGUCAUCUCAUGUCAACAUGUUGCCUUACUUGAAUUGUUCUUAAUGAUCUCAGACCAUUGUGUACAGAGCUGCUUGUGUCAUGCUUUAGACAUUAACCAACACAGAUCUAGACACACACAAAAAACCACUAAAAACCGUGUUACAGUGUUUUCCUCCUUUAAAAGUGCAGAUCUCUGAUCAGCUUUUAUCAGUUCUUAAACAUGAGUCUGUCACACUGCGGCCAUCGCUGUAUUCUGAUUUUCCUCUCCAAAUUGCACGUGCAGAGUUUAACAACAUCAGAAUACAAGCCACAGUAAGUGUGAUGCUUAAGGUUUAUUGAUAUUAUGAUUAAUCUGCUUGAUUAUUAUUUUCUGUUACUCCAUGUUUUCCUGACGUCUUAUCCCACGAAGGCAACUGCUGCCCCCACAGACGAGAGAAUAUUACGCAAAUUACAGCACGCAGGCAAAACUUUAGCUCAUCCAACUGUUGUCUGCGAACUUCUUUCCUCUCUCUAUAUUGCAUACUUUAGAUCUGGAUGGAAAAAAACAAGGGUUUUAUUGCUUAGCCACAGAUUGUGCUGUAAUUUACUGUGAAACAAAGCAAAACUCACCUUUGGGUCCAAUCGUGCUUCCUGGGGAAAUCAGAACAGUCUUUGUUUACAUCUAUUUAAAUAAUCCCACCUCUAACAUCAUGUUCUUUUGUUUUUUUUCUUUCAACAUAUUAAAAUUCUUAUUGUUAUUAUCAUUAUUAUUAUUAUUAAUAUUAUAAUACAGGUCAGACAAAACCCCUUGUGCUUGCUAUAAUCUGUGAAAUAAACAAGAGAGCCUUGGCUGUCUGGUAUUUUACUUGAACAAAGAACCUUGAUGCUGAAGAGUGUUUCUGAAUGAGAGGGCACACUGUGCCGUUGUGAAACUAUGAGUGAUGGGAGAGGAUAAAAACCAUGAGCCAAGACUUGCUGCGUUUUAAAACAAAAAAAAAGAAAAAAACAUUUGAUGAAAAAAAGAGGUAAUUAAUGAGGGUAAUUAUGUUUUGCUUUGUCUUCCAUUUUUUUCUCCUUUCUACUCUUAAAACUGGUAUUCCUGUAUCAGAUGUGGCAAUCAGGCAUUCAUGACAGUUUGUUCUCUUCCUCAAUGUUACUUCACCAUCGUCAUUGUUUCGCUGCCUUUAAUGCUACAGAGGGAGGAUGUGUUGUCCUCUCCACUGGCUGCUGUAGCUGUAGCAUGUAGCCUUGUUUGCUUUACUUUCUCUUUUUUCUCCCCUGCACACAUGCUGCUGUUUGUAAAAUGUCGCCUUCACAGUUCUUAGAGGAGGAGUGUGUUUUCAGUGGCCGGUGAUCAGCCUGAACGUGUAAAAACUCAAAGCCGUGUUUACGGUGUUUUUGAAAAAAAUGCACAGCUCCGCCGAGAAUUCAGAGGCGACAUUAUUGCUCAAUCCUUCGCCCUCUUUGUCAUUUGUCAACAGUCGCAGAAACAGAAAAUGUGAAGUUAUCUCGCUAGAUCUCAAAGCAAAAAUCCAGCAGGAUAUCAAGCACAUGAUGCUAUGUACAAUUUUCUGUGUAUGUGUGUAUAUUAUUCAGAUUUAAACCAUUAUUAUUAUUAUUAUCAUUAUUAUUACUGCGAGAAGUUUGUUUUACAGCCAAAGCAUGUAACAUGUUGCUUUAAGCCUUUUGAAUGGGCUACACACAAGACUUGACUGUACGAUGUCUACAUUUCCACAGUGGCCUGUUAUUGAUAUAUUUAAAAAAUGACUAAUAAAGUUAUGAUUUGUAGCCUGAUUCCCUCUGUACAGAUGUCAUGACUAUAUUGAAAUAUAUAAAUACAUACAGUAUAUAUUUAACACAAACUUGAGUUCUAACAAGUCACGUGGAUGCUUGGGGCAUAUCUGUACAAAAUGCUGAGUGUGUAUUGUACUUAUGAUUUUUCAUUUUUUAAUGGUUUCAUUUUGUUGAGUUCAGACAACUGUAUAGUGAUGUAUUAAAGUUUGCAAGCAGUACCAUAGAAA
Lates calcarifer (barramundi perch) is the source of this 7271-nucleotide messenger RNA. It is a transcript of the gene ube2o, whose product is annotated as ubiquitin-conjugating enzyme E2O. Bases 8 to 4168 code for a protein of 1386 amino acids. The transcript is spliced from 23 exons. Lineage: Eukaryota; Metazoa; Chordata; Actinopteri; Centropomidae. The record is from RefSeq and is a predicted model, not a curated record.